This is a messenger RNA of Eptesicus fuscus (big brown bat), 5724 nucleotides long. RefSeq names its product scavenger receptor family member expressed on T cells 1 (gene SCART1). Gene Ontology annotation, cellular component: membrane. The record is from RefSeq and is a predicted model, not a curated record. NCBI's taxonomy places the organism in Eukaryota, Metazoa, Chordata, Mammalia, Chiroptera, Vespertilionidae.
AUGAGGGCUGCUCUCUGGGCCCUGGGAGUCGGGCCCCUUCUCCUCACUCUCUGGGCAGUCCCCAUCGGUGGACCGGGCAGCCUGCGGCUGGCGAACAGAUACAGUGAGUGUGACGGAUUGGUGCUGGUCCAACACGAGGGCGUGUGGGGACACGUGUGCAACGAGGAGUGGACGCUGGCGGAGGCGUCGGUGGUGUGCAGGCAGCUGGGCUGCGGCCAGGCUGUGGGGGCCCCCAAGUAUGUCCCGCUGCCCGGAGAGAGGGUGCAGCCCUUGCUCCACAACGUGUCCUGCAGGGGUGACGAGUCCUCCCUGUGGGAGUGCAGCCUCGGGGCGUGGACACAGACGCCGUGCCCCCACGAGUGGAUGGUGGUCGCGCUGUGCUCCAACGGUACUUUUCGGGAGAUCCAGCUGGUGAAGGGCCGGAGCCCCUGCUCCGGACUCCCCGAGAUCAAGAACCUGAACGGCAUAGACCGCCUCUGUGGCCUGCACCAGAAGGAGGCCACGGUGUUCUGCCAGGAGCUGGGGUGCGGCCCCGCGCUGCAGGCCUCCCGCCAAGACGGGGACACUGGCGGGAAGUUCAUGACCUGCCAGGGCACGGAGCCCACCAUCCGCAACUGCAGACUCAACAACAACCUCCGCAGCGGCUGCGACUUGAAGCAAGACGCCGAGGUGGUCUGUUCAGGACACACGGAGGCCCGGCUGGCGGGCGGCGAGCACCCCUGUGCUGGGCGCCUGGAGGUGAGGCGUGGCCUGACCUGGGGCACCGUCUGCGACGAGGACCUGGACCAGGCCACAGCCCACGUGGUGUGUCGGGAGCUGCAGUGUGGCAUGGCCGUGUCCACACCCCCGGGCGCGCACUUUGGCCAGGGCUCUGGGUCCGUGUGGACGGAGGCCUUCCGCUGUGCGGGCAACGAGUCCCUGCUGUUCCACUGCCCCCGGGCGCCUGGGCACCAGUGUGGGCACGGCCAGGACGCCGGGCUCAGGUGCUCAGAGUUCCGGCUGGCCAACGGCAGCAGCAGCUGUGAGGGGCGCGUGGAACUCCAGGUCCAGGGGGCCUGGGCCCCCCUCUGUGCCGCCCACUGGGACCUCGCAGACGCCACCGUCCUCUGCCACCAGCUCAACUGUGGCAGCGCCGUGGCAGCGCCCGCAGGCGGUCACUUUGGGCACGGAAGCGCUCCCCUCUGGCCCGACAGGUUCCACUGUGUGGGGACAGAGCCCUAUUUGUGGAAUUGCCCAGUGAGCACCCUGGGCGCCCCCCCCUGUGCCCCAGGAAACUCGGCCUCCGUGGUCUGCUCAGGUCUCCCCCACGCUCUGCGGCUGAGGGAGGGACAGAGCCGCUGUGAUGGCCGCGUGGAGGUGUCCCUGGACGGCGUGUGGGGCCGCGUCCUGGACGACGCGUGGGACGUGCGUGGCGCGCGCGUGGUGUGCAGGCAGCUGGGGUGCGGAGAGGCGGAGCAGGCCUACGAUGCUCCCGCCCCGGGGCGCGGGGCCGGCGUGGGGCUGAGCUGCGUGCGCUGUCUGGGCACCGAGGCCCGCCUGGCCCAGUGCAACGUGUCUGCGUCCCCGCUGGCGCCGGCGGGGACCUCGCGGGACGUGGGCGUCGUGUGCGCUGGGAGCCGCCGGGUGCGCCUGGCCGCGGGCCCGGGCCGCUGUGCGGGGCGCGUGGAGGUGCUGCACGGGGGCGCGUGGGGCACGGUGUGCGACGACGGCUGGGACCUGCGGGACGCGCACGUGGUGUGCGGGCAGCUGGGCUGCGGCCACGCCCUCGGCGCCCUGGGGGCGGCGCCCUUCGGGCCCGGGUCCGGGCGCAUCUGGAUGGACGAGCUGGGCUGCGAGGGCACCGAGUCUGCGCUGUGGCAGUGCCCGUCGGGAGGCUGGGGCCGGCACGACUGCGGGCACAAGGAGGACGCCGGAGUCUUCUGCUCAGAGUCCGUGGCCCUGCGGCUGCAGGGGGGCAGCCAGCCCUGCGCUGGGUGGCUGGAGGUGUUCUACAAUGGCACGUGGGGCGCCGUGUGCGGCAACUCCCUGAAGGACACCUCCCUGUCCAUCAUUUGCAAGCAGCUGGGCUGUGGGGAGCAGGGCUGGCUGGAGAACAGGCCCGUCCCCACCGGCCUGGGCGCCUCCUGGGUGGACAACAUUGAGUGCCGCAGGCUGCACAGCUCUACACUGUGGCAGUGCCCCUCGGCCCCCUGGCGUCUGCGCUCCUGUGCCCACGGAGAAGAGGUCUGGAUCACCUGUGCAGGAUUGUCAGCGAAAACGACGCAGGACCCCGGGGAGACCCUCAACUGCUCAGCCACCCGCGGCUGCCCAGAGGAAGGCUCCGUGCGCGUGCGCGGCGGCCAGGACAGCUGCUCGGGCCGCGUGGAGCUCUGGCACGUGGGCUCCUGGGGCACCGUGUGCGACGAUUCCUGGGACCUGGCGGACGCGGAGGUCGUGUGCCGCCAACUGGGCUGUGGCAGGGCCAUCGGCGCCCUGGCAGGGGCCGCCUUUGGCCCAGGCUCAGGGCCCGUGUGGCUGGACGAGGUGGGGUGCCGGGGCAGCGAGGCGUCCCUGUGGGGCUGCCCCGCGGAGCCUUGGGGACACGUGGACUGCGGGCACAAGGAGGAUGCGGGCGUGCGCUGCUCCCGCCCUGUCUUGGCCCCACUAUCUUCCCUCAAGGCUGGGACCCUGCCCAUGAUCUUCUGCUUCAUUCUGGGCACCCUCCUGGGCUUCGUCUCCCUGAUCCUGGGGGUGCAGUGGUACCGCAGAGGAGCCUGCAGGGGUUUUGGAAUGCUGGGGACUCUGCCCUCGGAAGCUGUUUAUGAGGACAUUGGAGCUGUCCCCAUAGGGGAGAAGGUUGAAGGGUCCAGUGUGUCCCCGGACCUGGUGCCGGAAGAGGACUAUGACGAUGCCUGGGAGCCGGAGCCAGGCCCUGAGGAGCCGGAGGAGGAGCCGGAGGAGGGGACGGCCCUGAGCUCCGUGGGCCCGGCGGCAGAGUCGGUGGCGGCAGAGUCGGUGGCCCUGCUGAGAGGCGGGAACCGCUGCGAGGGCCUGGUGCGGGUGCAGCUCGGCGGCCUGGAGGGCCCGGUGUGCGGGGACCACUGGGGCCUGCAGGAGGCGGCGGUCAUCUGCAGGCAGCUGGACUGCGGCGGGGCCCACGUGGCGCCCACGUAUGUGGUGUGGCCCCAGGAGAGGCAGCCCUCCUUGCUGCAGGGCGUGAGGUGCCAGGGCUCGGAGGCCUCGCUCUGGGACUGCGCCCCGGGGGCGUGGGAGCCGCUGGAGGGCUGCGCAUGUGAGUGCAUCGGCGCGGUCCACUGCAAAGGUGGGAAGCUGGCGAAAGUGGAGCUCAGCGGAGGAGGCAGUCCCUGUGCGGGGACCUUUGAGAUCAGAUGGACUGAAAGCUAUGCUGUGGCGUGUGGUUUGCACUUGGAGGAGGCGAGUGUCUUCUGCAGGAGUCUGGGGUGCGGCCCAGCGCUCCAGGCAUCCAGACCCCACCUCACCGGGGGCUCUGGGAGCCGGGGGCCUAAGAUCGUGACCUGCCAGGGAACGGAGUCCAACAUCUUCAACUGCAGGUUCAAUCUGAACGUUCAGGACCAGUGCAACCUUCCGACAGACACGCAGGUCGUGUGUUCAGGACACACUGAGGCCCGGCUGGCGGGCGGCGAGCACCCCUGUGCUGGGCGCCUGGAGGUGAGGCGCGGCCUGACCUGGGGCACCGUCUGCGACGAGGACCUGGACCAGGCCACAGCCCACGUGGUGUGUCGGGAGCUGCAGUGUGGCAUGGCCGUGUCCACACCCCCGGGCGCGCACUUUGGCCAGGGCUCUGGGUCCGUGUGGACGGAGGCCUUCCGCUGUGCGGGCAACGAGUCCCUGCUGUUCCACUGCCCCCGGGCGCCUGGGCACCAGUGUGGGCACGGCCAGGACGCCGGGCUCAGGUGCUCAGGGGAAAGGUUCCGGCUGGCCAACGGCAGCAGCAGCUGUGAGGGGCGCGUGGAACUCCAGGUCCAGGGGGCCUGGGCCCCGCUCUGUGCCGCCCACUGGGACCUCGCAGACGCCACCGUCCUCUGCCACCAGCUCAACUGUGGCAGUGCCGUGGCCGCGCCCGCAGGCGGUCACUUUGGGCACGGAAGCGCUCCCCUCUGGCCCGACAGGUUCCUCUGUGUGGGGACAGAGCCCUAUUUGUGGAAUUGCCCAGUGAGCACCCUGGGCGCCCCCCCCUGUGCCCCAGGAAACUCGGCCUCCGUGGUCUGCUCAGGUCUCCCCCACGCCCUGCGGCUGAGGGAGGGACAGAGCCGCUGUGAUGGCCGCGUGGAGGUGUCCCUGGACGGCGUGUGGGGCCGCGUCCUGGACGACGCGUGGGACGCGCGUGGCGCGGGCGUGGUGUGCAGGCAGCUGGGGUGCGGAGAGGCGGAGCAGGCCUACGAUGCUCCCGCCCCGGGGCGCGGGGCCCGCGUGGGGCUGAGCCGCGUGCGCUGUCUGGGCACCGAGGCCCGCCUGGCCCAGUGCAACGUGUCUGCGUCCCCGCUGGCGCCGGCGGGGACCUCGCGGGACGCGGGCGUCGUGUGCGCUGGGAGCCGCCGGGUGCGCCUGGCCGCGGGCCCGGGCCGCUGUGCGGGGCGCGUGGAGGUGCUGCACGGGGGCGCGUGGGGCACGGUGUGCGACGACGGCUGGGACCUGCGGGACGCGCACGUGGUGUGCGGGCAGCUGGGCUGCGGCCACGCCCUCGGCGCCCUGGGGGCGGCGCACUUCGGGCCCGGGUCCGGGCGCAUCUGGAUGGACGAGCUGGGCUGCGAGGGCACCGAGUCUGCGCUGUGGCAGUGCCCGUCGGGGGGCUGGGGCCGGCACGACUGCGGGCACAAGGAGGACGCCGGAGUCUUCUGCUCAGGGCUCACCGGCCUGAGGCUGCGGGACGGCGGCCAGCGCUGCGCCGGGCGCCUGGAGGUGCUGCACAACGGGACCUGGGGCGGCGUCUGCCGGCCCCUGAGCCCCGCCUCCCUGGGCGUCCUGUGCGGGCAGCUGGGCUGCGGGCCCCAGGGGCAGCUCCAGGCGGCGGUGCGGGCUCCGAAGGCCUCUGGGGCGCUCUGGGUGGCCGCCAUUCGGUGCCGGCACAGGCACGACCUGUCCCUGUGGCAGUGCCCAUCCGCCCCCUGGGACCCGCAUUCCUGCCCCAGCCAGGAGGAGGCCUGGGUGGUGUGUGCAGAGGAAGGCUCCGUGCGCGUGCGCGGCGGCCAGGACAGCUGCUCGGGCCGCGUGGAGCUCUGGCACGCGGGCUCCUGGGGCACCGUGUGCGACGAUUCCUGGGACCUGGCGGACGCGGAGGUCGUGUGCCGCCAACUGGGCUGUGGCAGGGCCAUCGGCGCCCUGGCAGGGGCCGCCUUUGGCCCGGGCUCAGGGCCCGUGUGGCUGGACGAGGUGGGGUGCCGGGGCAGCGAGGCGUCCCUGUGGGGCUGCCCCGCGGAGCCUUGGGGACACGUGGACUGCGGGCACAAGGAGGACGCGGGCGUGCGCUGCUCCCGCCUGGGAAGUUCGGAGGUGUCUCCUGGGGAGCCCACCUAUGAUGUCAUCGGGGACCUGCCUCUCACGGGGCUGUACGAGGAAAUCGGGGAGGAGCCCCAGGGUGAGGAGGACCAGGGUGUGGUCAGGGUGGCCCCGGCAGAAGGGGCAGCGAGCCUCACAGACGGACAGUCUGGGCCCGAGGAGGAUUACGACGAGGCUGCGUUUCCUGUGGAGGAGAUGACGCUGUGA